Henningerozyma blattae CBS 6284 is the source of this 846-nucleotide messenger RNA. RefSeq names its product CDP-alcohol phosphatidyltransferase family protein. Gene Ontology annotation, cellular component: membrane. NCBI's taxonomy places the organism in Eukaryota, Fungi, Ascomycota, Saccharomycetes, Saccharomycetales, Saccharomycetaceae. Bases 1 to 846 code for a protein of 281 amino acids. The transcript has a single exon. Gene Ontology annotation, biological process: phospholipid biosynthetic process. Gene Ontology annotation, molecular function: phosphotransferase activity, for other substituted phosphate groups. The record is from RefSeq and is a predicted model, not a curated record.
AUGCCGAUUCAUGAAAAUUUAGAAGACCAAUUGUGUAAAAGUUCCGAUAGUAUGAUACUAAGUGCUUCAACAGCUAGUAAUGACAUUUUAACGACUUCCAUGAGUAACAACUAUUUGAAUACUUCAGCCAGUAAUAGCAACGAUUUGGCCUCGUCAGACCUAUUGGAACUUGGAAUCUCACAAUUGAAUACUUCACAAUAUUAUGAAGUUCGGAAAUUUAUUAAUGAUGAGAGGCCGUUCAGUUUAGUUCGAAAUUUAAAAUUGGCCGAUUAUGUGACACUUCUUAAUGCCAUAUUGGGUUUUUUUCCUAUCAUUUAUAGUAUCAAAUUUUCAGUUGCUGAUGAACCAAGAUUUAUCUAUGUGUCAUAUUCCUGCAUAACGAUAGGGCUUUUAUGUGAUUUCUUGGAUGGUAGAAUCGCAAGAUGGAAUUCACAAUCAUCUCUAGUGGGUCAAGAGAUGGAUUCCUUGGCAGACUUAAUUUCCUUUGCCAUUGCGCCAAGUACAAUUGCCUUUGCAGUAGGGUUUCAAACAAACGUCGAUAUGCUUUGUUUAUCUUUUUUCAUUGCUUGUGUAUUAGCAAGAUUAGCAAGAUUCAAUGUCUCCGUCAAUUAUUUGCCCAAGGAUAUCUCUGGUAAAUCAAAAUACUUCGAAGGAUUACCAGCACCAACCUCGGUACUGUUAGUACUAUUCAUGUAUUUUCUAACUUUACGUUCCAAGACGAUGGCGUUCUUACCGCUCGGUGUAGCUUUCGAUUCUUAUAUUUUCGAAUUCCAUCCUUUAGUCCUCGUCUUUGUAAUCACAGGAUGUGGUAUGGUUUCGAAAAGAUUAAAAAUUCCAAAAUUAUAA